This is a messenger RNA of Peromyscus eremicus (cactus mouse), 2290 nucleotides long. It is a transcript of the gene Atosb, whose product is annotated as atos homolog B. NCBI's taxonomy places the organism in Eukaryota, Metazoa, Chordata, Mammalia, Rodentia, Cricetidae. The transcript is spliced from 9 exons. The record is from RefSeq and is a predicted model, not a curated record. Bases 548 to 2164 code for a protein of 538 amino acids.
CCCAUCAGCUGGUAGGAAAUGGCCUGUGAGUCAGAGGGGCAGCCGAGUCUGCGGCGCAGAGCCGGGGCGGCCCCGGGGAGGGACCGUCGCGGGGAGGGGUGCAACAGCGGCUAGAGGGGCUUCGGACGCCAGGGCCCGCUAGUGUUGCACACGAAGCUGAUCAAAGAAGAGCCAAGCAAAAGCAAAGCUCUCAGCCUAAGCCACCCUUUGUCUGGGUUGGGGGCCCGUAGCAGGGGGGGACUGGUUAUCCGAGGGGAGGGACCGAGACGGGACGGGACGGAAGGGCCCGGAGCAGCGGCCACCGCAGCGGAGCCAAUUUGGGAGCGGGGGUCCAGCUGAGCCCAGGAGCUGCACGGAAUGGUGGCAGUCACCUUGCCAGUGCAGUGGGCAUGGACCAGACUGAAAGCUAGAGGAACCAGACAUCAGACAGGAAGAGGGGACACACACCUGGGCUUGAGGCUUCUUCAUCGGGAUGUCCCCAGGCCCCCCAGCCCAGGCCCAGCAUAAAGGCCGUGUGGGGGGGCCCCCCUGACCCAAGGGGGGCUUCAUGCGCCACGUGCAGGCGGAGCCGUCUCCAUCCUCAGAGCCAGAGGCUGGCCCUUCACAGCCUCCAGUCAGACAGGGGACCCUCCAGGGUGGCCUGCUCAUGGGCUACAGCCCAGCAGGGGGGGCGACAUCCCCCGGGGUCUACCAGGUAUCCAUCUUUUCCCCUCCAGCUGGUGCCUCUGAGCCUCCUAGGGCUCUGAAGCGGCCGGCCCCUCCCACUGAGGGUCCCCGGGAGCUGAAGAGAGGCCCUGGGCUGGGGGCCAGAGAGGGACUACCCCCUGAAGAACCAUCUACUGUGGGACUGUUGGGCCCAGAGGGACUGGGUCUGGGACUGGGUGUGGCCAGCCAGCAUUUCUCCCAUCAUGGCCUCUGUGUUGUGGAACAGGGAGGUAGUGCCACCUCACCUUGGACUUCAGGGACCGGGAGUACCCCUUGGCCCUCAUCAAAUGCUUCCUGCAAUACUUUGCACGCCAGAGACUGGGCUUUCCCAGAUCAAGGGGGACAGGGGUCGCUGGGGGCGUCUCCAGGGCCAGCCCCUUCAGGCCAGCUGCACACACUUGACACUGAUUUGCACAAUCUUGCACAAAUAGGGAGUAAGAGCCCAGUGGCUAGGGUGGGCAACGGGAGCAGCCCCUGGCCUAGGGAGUCCCCUGGAACUGCCAAUGGGCACAGUCCCGAGCACACACCCCCUGGCCCUGGACCUCCAGGCCCCUGCCCCACCAAGCGAAGGCUGCUGCCUGCUGGAGAAACCCUGGAUGUCCGCUCUGAGGAAGAGGGGCCAGCCCCUCGGAGGCGCCGGGGAACCCUGGGCUGCCCUCUUGCUGCCAAUAGUUCUGAUGCCAAAGCCACACCCUUCUGGAGCCACCUGCUGCCUGGGCCCAAGGAGCCUGUUUUGGACCCAACAGACUGCAGUCCCAUGGGGCGGAGGCUGAAAGGUGCCCGUCGCCUGAAGCUAAGCUCCCUCCGAAGCCUCCGGAAGGGGCCAGGCCUGCUGAGCCCUCCCAGUGCCUCCCUCUUCCCCUCCCCUGCCGUCAGCCGUACCCUGCUGGGCAACUUUGAGGAAUCAUUGCUUCGAGGACGCUUUGCACCAUCUGGCCACAUUGAGGGCUUUACUGCGGAGAUUGGAGCCAGUGGAUCUUACUGUCCCCAACAUGUCACGCUGCCUGUCACUGUCACCUUUUUUGAUGUUUCUGAGCAAAAUGCCCCGGCUCCCUUCUUGGGUGUCGUGGACCUGAAUCCUCUGGGGAGGAAGGGUUACAGUGUGCCCAAGGUGGGCACCAUCCAAGUGACCUUAUUUAACCCCAACCAGACCGUGGUGAAGAUGUUCCUUGUGACCUUUGACUUCUCGGACAUGCCUGCUGCCCACAUGACCUUCCUGCGCCAUCGCCUCUUUUUGGUGCCUGUGGGGGAGGAGGGGAAUGCGAGCCCCGCCCACCGCCUCCUCUGCUACCUGCUGCACCUCAGGUUCCGGAGCUCCCGCUCAGGCCGCUUAAGCCUGCAUGGAGAUAUCCGCCUGCUUUUUUCCCGCCGGAGCCUGGAGCUGGACACGGGGCUCCCCUAUGAACUGCAGGCUGUGACUGAGGCCCCCCAUAAUCCACGUUAUUCACCUUUUCCCUAAUUUCCAUCGUCCUGAAGGGAGGUGGGCCCAAAGCCUGCCUAUCCAGCUCCAUCCUGGACAGGGUAAACUGUGGAGAAAUGGCGAGAGCCCCUUCAGGCUUGAAUUAAAGCCCUCACCACGCUCACA